Penicillium malachiteum is the source of this 183-nucleotide messenger RNA. RefSeq lists its product as uncharacterized. NCBI's taxonomy places the organism in Eukaryota, Fungi, Ascomycota, Eurotiomycetes, Eurotiales, Aspergillaceae. The coding region runs from base 1 to 183 and encodes 60 amino acids. The record is from RefSeq and is a predicted model, not a curated record. The transcript has a single exon.
AUGGAGAAUGACCAGUUGACCGCUUAUCUUCAAGCCCUGGAGUUCAAGCUCCAGCAGGGUGAAGUAUGGAAGCCUGAGUCUUAUGGCUACCAAUUUAUCUGCCUUAAUAACAAGGGAGAAUAUUGGCCUGGAAAGCCUGGAAAUCCUGUUCUGUUCAAGUUGACUGCCCAGGUGCCUAACUGA